This is a messenger RNA of Limanda limanda (common dab), 3148 nucleotides long. It is a transcript of the gene smarcc1b, whose product is annotated as SWI/SNF related, matrix associated, actin dependent regulator of chromatin, subfamily c, member 1b. The transcript is spliced from 28 exons. Gene Ontology annotation, molecular function: histone binding; nucleosomal DNA binding. The coding region runs from base 69 to 2915 and encodes 948 amino acids. The record is from RefSeq and is a predicted model, not a curated record. NCBI's taxonomy places the organism in Eukaryota, Metazoa, Chordata, Actinopteri, Pleuronectiformes, Pleuronectidae. Gene Ontology annotation, cellular component: nBAF complex; SWI/SNF complex; npBAF complex. Gene Ontology annotation, biological process: positive regulation of DNA-templated transcription.
AAGCUAGCGAGCGCGCUAGCCUGUGUUGUUCUCCCGUUUGAAAUUAAUCUCGCUUUAUUCUGGCCACAAUGUCCGGAGGAACAAACCUCGGCGGUCCGGGGACAAGCCACACCAGCUCCGGGGCCAACGCGCAUCGGAAGAAAGACAGCAGCCCGUCCGCCCGGUUCUGGGAGAGCCCGGACACUUUAGCCCAGCUGGAGGUGGUGCGGCUGUGGGUCGGGAAGCACUACAAAAAGUAUGUGUUGGUGGAUGCUCCAUCAUGCCAGGCCCUGGCAGCAGUUACUUUACAGUUGCUCCAGUUCCAGGAGGAUGCCUUUGGCCGACAAGCUACCAAUCCUGCUCUCACCAAGCUGCAUGCACACUGCUUCCUGGACUUGCGACCAGGGGGAGGACUCUGCCACAUCCUGGGAGCUGCUUACAAAUUCAAAGCAGAGCAAGGCUGGCGAAGGUUUGAUUUACAGAAUCCGUCAAGAACAGAGAGGAAUGUGGAGAUGUUUAGUUCAAUUAAAGGGGCGCUUAUCCAGCACAACUGUAUGUCACUGCCUGUGGUAUAUCUGGACGCCACAGUUGAUCAAGAGUUGGCAAGCAGACUGACCAAUAUCAUCACAAAGCGCCAGGGAACUCUCACUGAGGACCGAACGCUCGCCAGUCACAACAUCUACCCCUUACCUGCCUCCACAGAGGAAGAUGAAUGGAUGCGACCUGUAAUGCAGAAAGACAAGCAUAUCUUGGUACAUUGGGGCAUGCACCCUGACAGUUAUGACAGCUGGCUGUCCGCAAGUGAUGUUCAGGGAGCGGUUGAAGAUGCACCACAUCCAGAGAGACCAUGGAGGGUUCAUGCUGGUUGGGCUGUGGACACAGAUGUUUUCAACGAGUGGAUGAAUGAAGAAGACUAUUGUGUGGAUGAAAGGAAUGUACCAAUAAUCCUUCGCCGGCGUAUUCACCUCCAUGAUGAGCAGGACUCAAAGUCCACCCCAUCCAAAAAGAGAAGGCGAUCCACCUCCCCUCCCUCCUCUGAAGGCAGGAAGAAAGGAAAGAAGGGGAGGAGGCGUGGGCCACAGGAGGUAGAGCCAGAAGAGGACCUGACCAAAGACAUGGAGGACCCUACACCUGUUCCUAACAUGGAGGAGGUCAUAAUACCCAAGAAUGUCAACCUAAAGAAAGACAGUGAGAACACUCCUGUAAAAGGUGGCACCAUGGCGGAUCUGGAUGAACAAGAGGAUGAUUUUCCAGGAAGGGAGGAAGAAGAGGGACGAGGAGAGGUGGCGCGGUUAUCAGAUGGAGAAGAAAAUAUCCCAGAACAAACCCAUCACAUAAUAGUACCAAGCUACACAUCUUGGUUCAAUAACAACAGAAUUCACUUAAUAGAGAAACGGGCUCUCCCUGAAUUCUUUAACGGAAAGAACAAGUCCAAAUCUCCGGAAAUUUACUUGGCGUACCGCAACUUCAUGAUCGACACGUACCGGAUCAACCCCCAGGAAUAUCUCAGUUCAACGUCCUGUAGACGCAACCUCACUGGAGACGUCUGUGCUGUCAUGAGGGUUCAUGCGUUUUUGGAGCAGUGGGGUUUGAUUAACUACCAAGUGGAUGCAGAGAGCAGACCACUCCCCAUGGGACCCCCUCCCACGCCUCAUUUCAACGUACUGGCUGACACACCGUCCGGGCUGGCCCCCCUACAGCACAAGCCCCUGCAGGUGACGGCCUCGCAGCAUAUGUUGUUUUUCCCAGAAAAGAGCAAAGAGAAGCCGUUGGACUGUCAGAGCUUUGGUCUGCGCAGCGACAUCUACACCAAGAAACACCCUAAGACCAAAGGAACGAUUUCAGGAAGGGAAUGGACAGAGCAAGAGACACUCUUGCUAUUAGAGGCCUUGGAGGUUUACAGAGAUGACUGGAACAAAGUAUCCGAGCAUGUGGGAUCCAGAACGCAGGACGAGUGUAUACUCCACUUUCUCCGUCUGCCAAUAGAAGACCCUUAUCUAGAAGACUCCUCAGUCUCUCUGGGUCCAAUGGCGUUCCAACCCGUGCCUUUCAGCCAAUCGGAGAACCCUGUCAUGAGCACUGUGGCCUUCCUGGCAUCUGUGGUGGACCCGCGGGUGGCCUCGUCUGCAGCUAAGGCGGCACUGGAGGAGUUCUCCAGAGCGCAGGAGGACUCAGCGGAUAAGAUCUUUGAAAUAUCCAAUCAGUCUGAAAAAACAGAAUUAAUGGAUGCAGAUAAAAUGGAGUCAAACUCCACUUGCCACCAGGUUGCUGGAAGGACGGAUGGGAAUGUGGAGCUCACUGUGGCAAUAGUGGAGGGAAACGAAGUCAAAAGGGAAAAUGCAGAAAAUAUACUUGCAGAGGAGACAGAUGGAAGGGGAGAUGACGACGAGAGUGUAGGGCGGCGAGAGGUAGACGGGGACGAGGGGAGGAGAGUGAUGGAGCUGGAGCUGGUGGAGGGCACCGUUGCCACGGCAGCAGCAGCUGCUCUGGCCUCGGCUGCCACAAAGGCAAAGCACUUGGCAGCAGUGGAAGAGCGGAAGAUCAAGUCCCUAGUGGCGCUCCUGGUGGAGACUCAGAUGAAGAAGCUGGAGAUCAAGCUGAGACACUUUGAGGAGCUGGAGACCAUCAUGGACCGAGAGAAAGAGGCUCUUGAGCAGCAGCGGCAGCAGCUCCUAGCAGAGAGACAGACUUUCCACACGGAGCAGCUCAAACAGGCGGAGAUGAAGGUCCGCCAGCAGAGGGAGCAGCAGGGGCAGCCGGGAUUAACAGUGCAGAAUUCAGGCCAGGCCGUGCCCAACAGGAUGAUGCCCACUGGAGGCAAUCCCCAGCCCAUGGCCCCCCGACACCCCGGAGCUCCCAAUGGCAUGUACCCAUCCUCACAGCCUGAUGGGAUCACACCAGCUCAGCCCGGGCCUCCAGCUUCCACGCACAGCUGAAAGAACAAGCAAACAAGACACACACACGACCAUCCGUCCUCCUUCAAUCAGGACUCACAAACACACACAUAAAAAUGUAACACUGGCAUAAACGUUCAGCAUCAACUGCUUAAAAGUGAGGUCUGUAAAUGCUCAGCGGUCACACGUUUAUAAAUAUUGAAAUAUUUGUGCCCUGAUGUCAGAGUUGAGAAAUCUGCAUAAUGAACUCAACUCAAUAAAGUUGUUUUAUAUGA